AUGUACCAAUACCCCAGCUUCCCAGACUUCUUAGGACGCAGAAACCCUAUUUGGGCCGAUCACCUCGUGCCCGGGUCUGCGUGGAGUCUCUUUGACGGUUUGCGUAACCCCGAUUUCUUCCCUCACGUACCAGGCAUCGGCCGCCAGGCAAGUUUAAAGGCCGGUGGCUUUAGUUUGCCUGGAGAGUUUGCUUCGUAUUUCCGCACGAAGCAGCAGCUUCCGCUGCAGGACGACGGGGUGUACAAACAGCAGCAGGAGCGGCCUCCAAGGAAGCUGAACUCGGAGACAACUUUGGGGGCAUUUAUUACAAUUGCUGCAGAGGGUGACUAUGAACCUCAGCGUUUAGUAGAACGCCAUUUAAAAGACUUGGGCUUCCCUUCUUCUUUUGUUUGGUGCUGGCGUCUCGCUGCUUUUUGCUUCUUUUUUCUUCUUUUCGUCUCCGUAGAUAAAUGCCAGCCGCAGUCAACACAUCCUACUCAAGCGCCAUUUCCCUUCUGGACUCGGGUGGUUCUUGCUGCUCUUGCUGCAGCAGCAGCAACAUUUUUGCUGCUGGCUGCUGCGUGGUGGGGUGUAGAGGCAGCUGCUGGUCGCCGCUUGGCUGUGGCUGCUGCAGCAGUUGCUGCUGCUGCUGUUGUCUUCCGGCUGGUGCUGCCGCGGCUGCUGCCCGCAACGCCGCAAGUAGAGCAGAACAGCAGCGGAGGUAAAUAUUACGACUUGGGAAUUUGUUUGCAAGUGCCCAGCGGCAUGUCUGCUGCUGCAGGAGCAGGAGGAGCAGCAGCAGCAGCAGACUCACAAGCAGCAGCAGCACCAGAGCAUAAGCAAGGCACUGUUAUUAGGUGGACAACCACUCCUGCUCUGGGCCCGCUGCUGCAAGACACCAUCAGAAAGUGUCCUGGUAUUGCUGCUGCUUCUCCUGGUAGUGCUGCAGCAUCACCAGCAACAGUCACCAGCACAACAGCUGCAGCCUCCUCUGAUGCCUCUUCUGUCUAUGGUGCUGCUUAUAAGAAAAGCGCUGCAGUUGGGGUGUAUGCACAGCAGCCAUUCCUCCAAACAAGGGCAGGGAGCCUCACCAACAUCUCCCCACACAUCGCCCCACAAAAAUCCGCUUCCCAGGGCUCCAUUUAA
Molecule: messenger RNA, 1125 nt
Organism: Eimeria acervulina
Lineage: Eukaryota; Apicomplexa; Conoidasida; Eucoccidiorida; Eimeriidae
Exons: 6
Coding region: 1-1125 (374 amino acids)
Source: RefSeq, a predicted model, not a curated record